Molecule: messenger RNA, 772 nt
Organism: Dendrobium catenatum
Lineage: Eukaryota; Viridiplantae; Streptophyta; Magnoliopsida; Asparagales; Orchidaceae
Product: xyloglucan endotransglucosylase/hydrolase-like
Exons: 3
Coding region: 1-690 (229 amino acids)
Biological process (GO): glucan metabolic process
Cellular component (GO): cell wall; apoplast
Molecular function (GO): xyloglucan:xyloglucosyl transferase activity; hydrolase activity, hydrolyzing O-glycosyl compounds
Source: RefSeq, a predicted model, not a curated record
AUGAUCGAAUUGGUAGCUAAACGCCCGCUGCCCCGUUGUUUGCUGGCCCGCCUGCGACUCGCCUGGGUCACACCCUUUGGCCCGGCUGCUUGUGCCCAAAUCCAUGAACAUGGGCCGAUUGUAAUAGUGGUUGCACUGGCUCUUAGAAUUCUGAUUAUGCUGAUGGUUUUGGCUGGCUGGAGGCUUAUUUCCUUAUCAAUUUGCAAACAAGCCCAAGUAAAUAGAAAACCCAAUCAUCAGCUUCCACACACCUGUUCGACUAAAUGCCUCUCUGAACAAACUAAUCACAGGUUCUUCGUGGAUGAUGUGCCCAUCCGGGUAUUCAAGAACAGCAAGGACAUCGGCGUUCGGUACCCAUUCAAUCAGCCGAUGAAGCUCUACUCCAGCCUCUGGAAUGCCGACGACUGGGCGACCCGCGGCGGCCUCGAGAAGACGAACUGGGCCAAUGCUCCCUUCAUCGCCGCCUACCGCGGCUUCCACAUCGACGGCUGCGAGGCCUCCACGAACGAAACAUUCUGCGCCACUCAGGGCCGACGGUGGUGGGAUCAGAACGAGUUUCGCAACCUCGAUGCCAAGCAGUACGACCGGCUCCGUUGGGUCAGGGAGAGAUAUACGAUCUACAAUUAUUGCACCGAUCGUAGCAGAUACCCGACGAUGCCUGCUGAGUGCCAAAGAGAUCGUGAUGUCUGAGCUUUUGAUUUGUAUGAGAAACGUGGUUGAGGCUUUUUGUUUAAAUUAGCCGAGAGAUUCAUAACUAUCUGUCCGACUAUUU